Molecule: messenger RNA, 4751 nt
Organism: Ictalurus punctatus (channel catfish)
Lineage: Eukaryota; Metazoa; Chordata; Actinopteri; Siluriformes; Ictaluridae
Gene: srrm2
Product: serine/arginine repetitive matrix 2
Exons: 14
Coding region: 219-4181 (1320 amino acids)
Molecular function (GO): mRNA binding
Source: RefSeq, a predicted model, not a curated record
CUCUUGAAUAUGACGUUCUCCGUGACGACACGUUUUUUCGUUCUUUAGCCAACGCUACGCACCUCAGUUUUUAGUUUUUGCGAAGUUGUUGGCUUUAUUUGUCUUUGUAGGUUUGUUUAUUAUUUUUUAUUUCUUCAGCUCAGAUUGGUUAGUGGUUGCUUUUUUGUGCGGAAGGUGUUUUUGUUCUCUCCCUUCGCGGGGGAACAAAAAGAGCAGAGAUGUAUAACGGGAUCGGGCUGACCACGCCGCGUGGCAGCGGCACCAACGGCUACGUGCAGAGGAACCUGUCGUCGGUUCGGGCCAAGCGCAGCCGAGAUGAUCACGGAGGACCGAAGGACGAGAAGGACAGAGAGAGGCUGGAGAGUCAGCUGAACCGACAACCCAACGCUGACAUCCUGGAGCACCAGAGGAAGAGACAGCUGGAGGUCAAAUGUGCUGAACUGCAGGACAUGAUGGAAGAGCAAGGGUACUCCGCUGAGGAGAUCGAGGAGAAGGUGAGCAGUUUCCGUAUGAUGCUGCAGGAGAAACAGGAUCCUCCUGCACCCACUGCCGAGAAAGCAAAUGUGACCGAGACGCACGCUCUCGCCGCCGCUAACCAGCAGAAGAACGACCGGCUCAGGGAGGCGUUCGGCAUCGGCUCGGACUACGUGGACGGCUCGUCCUUCCACCCCGAGCGUAAAGAGCGAGAGAGAGAGAAGAGAGAGCAGGAGAGGCUGGAGAGAGAGAAGCUACAGCAACAGAAAUAUCAGAUUAUUGAAGACUCUGACGAGUCGGAUUCUUCAUCCACUCGGAAACAGAGCCGUAAGAAGAAAAGGAAGAAAGAAAAAAGUAGAGAGAGCUCUGAAAGUCCUUCUCCAUCUCCUCGAAGAGAGAAGAAAAAAAACAAGACGAAGAAAAAGAAAAGGGAGCGGUCAGUGCAGAGUGACCACCGCGGGAGUUCGUCCGAGGACAGGCCCGAUAGAAAGAAGAAUAAAAGGAAGAGGAGUAGUGAGAACGAGACUCCGCCCCCUACGAAGAGCCGGCGGCGGCGUAGCGGAUCGUCCAGCUCGGCUCGCAGUUCACCGGCCGUGUUAAAGGAGAAACAGCACAAUCCACCUGUGGCCCGGGCAGAUGAGGGGAGGAAGGGCAGAUCUCCUGAGCGCAGGGGUCGCCACAGGGACAGUCCGGAGAAGGUGGAGGUUCGAGAGUCUUCAAGGCAUUCCAGGUCCCCCGAUCGAAACAGGAAGGACCGGGAGAAGGAACGAGAGCGAGAAAAGGAGCGAGUGAAGGAAAAGCCCCAAAAAGGGCUUCACGAUUCGUCAUCUCCGCCUCGGUCUCCACCCCCUAAACAGCAGAGAGACAGACGAGCACGCAGUGAAGAGCGAGACAGGGAGAAACCUCCUCAACGGAAAAAACACGACUCGUCUUCUCCAUCACCGUCUCCGAAACGACAGCGGGACGGGAGGCAGAGGAGCGUCGAGAAAGAGCGAGAAAACGACAGGAGGAAGAGGGACAACAAACCCCAGAAGAGACACGACUCCUCUGCGUCAUCACCCUCUCCUUCACCGCAGAGAGACCGAGCGCGGAGGGGACGCAGCGGCGAGAAGGAGAGAGCGUCUUCACCCGCACGUCCUUCAGACAGGGACAGAGCGAGGGACAGAGACACCGUCCCGCAGAGUCGAGUCAGAGAGAGCGAGAAACGGAGAGAGCGAGCCCGCUCCAGCGACUCGCCCGUCUCGCCUGCCCGCCGCUCGCCACGCACCAACGGAAAGCAGAAAGAAGCGGAGCGCGAGAGGGAGAGGGAGAAAGAACGGGAGGAGGCCAGAGGAAAAGAGCGAGAGAGGGAUGCGGAAAAAAGACGAGAAGAGACUAGGAGAAAAGAGCGAGAGAUCGAGAAAGAAAAGGGACAAGAGGAGACGAGGAGAAACGAACGAGAGAGCGAGAAAGAAAAGGGACGAGAGGAGACGAGGAGAAACGAGCGAGAGAGCGAGAAAGAAAAGGGACGAGAGGAGACGAGGAGAAAUGAGCGAGAGAGCGAGAAAGAAAAGGGACGAGAGGAGACGAGGAGAAACGAGCGAGAGAGCGAGAAAGAAAAGGGACGAGAGGAGACGAGGAGAAACGAGCGAGAGAGCGAGAAAGAAAAGGGACGAGAGGAGACGAGGAGAAAUGAGCGAGAGAGCGAGAAAGAAAAGGGACGAGAGGAGACGAGGAGAAACGAGCGAGAGAGCGACAGAGAAAAAGUACGAGAGGAGGUGAAGAGAAACGAGCGAGAAAAGGACAGGAGACGCUCUGAAGAGAGACGCUCUGGGAAAGACAGCGAGGCGGGAGACAGGAGGACGGAGCGAGACAAAGCCGCGGCGGAGACGGAGAGACAGGACGAGAAUGCGAGGGAGGACGAGAGGCCAGGAAGAACUCAGGAGAACUCGAGUCCGCUGGAGAAAGAGAGAGAGAAAGAGCAAAGCAAGGAAAGAGAGAAAAAGAAAUCGAAAGGUUCGAGCAGCAGUGACAGCAGCAGCAGCAGUAGUGACAGCAGCAGCAGUGACAGUGACAGCGAUUCUGACAGCUCAUCAUCGUCAUCUUCAUCCUCCUCUUCCUCCUCUUCGUCCUCGUCUUCGUCCUCCGACGAUGAAAAGAAGGAGAAAACUAAAGAGGUGCCUCGCGCAGUCGUAGUGCAGGCCGUGGCUCAGAGAGAGAAGGAGAAGGGAGGGAGAAACACAGACAGGUACACGCCCACAGAGCGGGAGAGCUCCGCCUCUGCAUCCGCACAGGCUCCGCCCACCAGGAAGGACGACCUGGAAAGAGGCAGGAACAGGAGAUCUCCGUCUCCUCAGAAGGAACGACAGAAAGAGAGAGAUCGAGGGAAAGAGCGGUACACUCCUACAGAGACCUCGAGCCCUCCUCCAUCCCCCCCAGCACGAAGGAGGUGCAGUCCGGAGGAGAACACAAGAACCCAAGGCAAAGUUCCGGAGAAGCCCAAGGAGCGAGUCAGGGACACGCCCUCGGACCUCGAGAACCGAGAGAAGAACAGGACGAGUGAAAGAAAGCGCGCGUCUCCACCCAGAGCUCGGGAGGAGGAGAGCCGGAACAAACGGGGCCCGUCACCAUCACGGUCUCCGUCACGAUCUCCAGGACGCCGCCGCGCAGAUGCUCCACGCUCCCCGAGCCCGAAGCGUGGAGGCAGGAGAGCGACGCCGCCCCCACGCCGAGACCGAGAGAGAGAGAGAGAAAGAGGGAGGCCAGGAGAUAGAGACCGAGCACGCUCACGAGAAAGGAGGACGAGAAGCAGCAGGUCACGCAGCCCGCGCAGACGCUCGCCUCCGUACAGGUCCCGUCGCUCUCCUUCUCCUGCAUACCGCCGCAGAAAUAGUCGCUCUCUGUCCAGAGAGAGGGAGAGGGAGAGGGAGAGAGAGAGGGAGAGAGAGAGGGAGAGACUUCGUGAACAACAGAGGGAGAGGGAGCGAGAGCAGGAGAGAGAGAGAGAGCGAGAACGUGAAAGAGAGAGAGAAAAGAAAGCAAGAUCACCUCCUCCUCGCUCUCCGUCUUCUUCCUCUACGUCUUCAUCCUCCUCGAGUUCGUCCUCUUCGUCCUCGCCCUCUCCUCAGAGGAAACCCGAUCCCCAGAAGGACAGAAAGUCCGAGAAGAAGCUCCGCUCUCGCUCCUCCUCGCCUCCUCCAGCUCGGGAUUCUCCUAAACGCUCCAGACAACCUCCUCUGCGUGGCAGGUCUCCUCCCGUCAGCCAAUCGGACGCCAGAAAGACCUCGAAGGCUGGAUCGAGGAGCCAGUCACCUGCGGAGCGCCGCACGGCUCUGAGCCCGGAGCGGCCGAUCGGAGGGGAGAACGAGGUGAACGGGAGAGCAGAGAAAGAAGUCGUGAAGCAGCAGAAGAAGAGUGACAGCAGGAGCAGCUCCAGCUCUUCGUCAUCCUCUUCUUCGUCGUCGUCUUCAUCCUCGUCCUCCGAUAGCUCCGACUCUGAGACGGAGAAAGGGCAGGGGAAAGCGGCAGCGAGUAGGCCCUCGUCCUCCUCCGAGAGUGAGGAAGUGAAGAAGAAAAGUCCUCCUCGUCGGCCGAGAGAACCUGCUGACUCGCUCAGAGACUCCAGAUCCCUCAGCUACUCUCCUCCUGCACGUCUGCGCAGAACCGCACGCUCUCCUCCUGCUCGCAGGAGAUCGAGGAGCAGAUCGAGCUGCAGGCGGAGAAAAUAGAUAAUCGUGCUGUACAUCACUGACACGUUCUUCGUAUAUUUUUUUUCCCCCGACCUUUCUUUUGUGUCUUUGGGAGAAAAAAAACAAAAAAACCACACAGCAGAAACGUGUUUGUAAAUUAUGAUCCGCACAUGAGUUCUGAACUGGAGCGAGGAGUCAUCUCAGAUUUUCUGCACUCACGUUUACCCACAGGGGUGUUUUUGGUUUAUUUUUUACUUUCAUUACGGUGAUGAUGCGUGAGGAAGGGGAGAGAGAGAGAGAGAGAAGUAGAGUCACAGACACGUCAUGUGUUCCUCCGUGCCAACACAAAGCUGAAUACUCAACUAAAAAUAAAUACACCGGUGUGUUUUCUCUCUCUCUCUCUCUCUCUCUCUCUCUCUCUCUCUCUCUCUCUCUCUCUCUCUCUCUCUGUCUCUCUCUACCCUGCUGCGUUGUUCUGAAUGUAGAUAAGUCACUAUGGUCAGAGCCGUCACUGAGUGGACCGUGUCCCGCUUACACGCCUCUUUCUUUCACUUUGUGGGGAAAAAUGAGGACUAAUGAAUAAAUAAAUAAUAAAUGGUUGUAUCUGUA